This is a messenger RNA of Caenorhabditis remanei, 1515 nucleotides long. RefSeq lists its product as uncharacterized. The transcript has 4 exons. The record is from RefSeq and is a predicted model, not a curated record. The coding region runs from base 1 to 1515 and encodes 504 amino acids. NCBI's taxonomy places the organism in Eukaryota, Metazoa, Nematoda, Chromadorea, Rhabditida, Rhabditidae.
AUGCCGAAUAUCGGUGGCAAAAAUGAUAAAAACACAAAAAAGAAAAACCCCUCUGUCUCAAAGUCAACACAAGCUCUGCCUCCGUCAAUGUCGGAAUCCAAGAGCCCAACAGGAGUGAAUAAUGACAACACCAGGAAAAAGAAAAACAAGAAAAAACCGACAGCAACAACAGAAUCGAAUUUCAACUCGUCAAUUGAACCAACAGCAACAUCUGCUUCAGGAAGAUUUGUGAAGAAUACGAAUGCGAACAAAACGAUGACAUCAAAGAUAGAGAGCCCUCCCAGCAACACAGAACAUCAGCUGUCAGCAUCUGCAAAGCAGAAAAUGGGACUCACUGGAAACGAAACAUUGGGAGAGCUCGUCGCCACUCUUCAAAGACAUUUCAUAAAUCCAAAACCUACUAUUCCACGAAGACCUCAACCCAAAUUCACUGUAACAGCUGAGAUGAGGCAAAAAAUUGCUCUGCUGGAUACAGAACAACCGGAAUGCGUUGAGCUGUCAUCAGAUGAGGAAGGAAGAGCGACCAACACCAACUCACCGUCCACCUCCUCAAAAACGAAACCUGAAAAGUUGAAAUCCCGAGACCCGUCGUCUGAUAUAGAGGAUCCGGACCGAUAUUCUCCGUCCCAGCCUCUUGACCUUCCGGAGGUUGACGUUGUUUUGAAUGACAGUGAUGACGGAAGAGAGUCACCGGAGAGCCCAGUGUAUUCGGACGAGGAGCAGGAAGAGGAUAAGGAAGAGUCACCGGAGAGCUCAGCUCAAUUGAACGAGAGCAAGUCAUCAAUUGAACAGAAGGAGAAUAAAAAAGAGUCACUGGAGACUUCAGCACAGGAAGAAGAUAAUAAAGUGUCAGCAGUCACACUCAAAUUGUUAGCUGUUCUCCCUUCCAAUAAUGAAGGAAACGGUCACUCGCUUGAGCAUAUCAUCAAAAUUAUGGACCACGACAAAUACCAACUACUUCCACCUGAUCACCAAGCGAUAUGCAGAAUGGCUAUUGCAAAAGGAGUUGAGGGAACAUUUAUCGGUGAAGUGUUCUGCAACCGUGACCUAUUGCAAGUUGCUGCAAGGUCCAUCUUCCAAUCACUGUAUCCUGAAGAGCAUUCGGAGGAGAAGGAGAAUUUCAAGUAUUUGACUUACGCGAUGGGAAUGUCGAAGCGAGAUUUUCUUGGUGACUACAACCUAACUCUUCUGGAACAAGCAUAUGAACUUAUCAUAAAUCAUGGAGGAAAAGGAGAGGCAACAACUGAUUUGGAGGAAAUAAUAGAUUUUUAUAAGUAUUCCGGUGGAAAAUACUGGACGUAUGACAUGUAUGAAAAAGGGAUUUUCGAUAUUUACCAAAUGUUGGGAAAAGAUAACAACGCAAUUGAUGAAGUAUUCAAGAAGCACGGACAACAAUUGCCUCCGGCUGUCGAGUAUGCUUUGAAAGGCUACAAGUUGCUGGAGACUAAUGGCGGACCGCAGAUGCAGUACCAAUGCAAACCUAUCAUGGAGUUUCAAUGGACUGAGCGUGGCUAA